This is a messenger RNA of Olea europaea var. sylvestris, 2169 nucleotides long. RefSeq names its product protein UPSTREAM OF FLC-like. The transcript is spliced from 3 exons. Bases 1311 to 2012 code for a protein of 233 amino acids. The record is from RefSeq and is a predicted model, not a curated record. NCBI's taxonomy places the organism in Eukaryota, Viridiplantae, Streptophyta, Magnoliopsida, Lamiales, Oleaceae.
AUUAGGAUUUACAAGUGAAUGACAAUUAUACCCCUAUAACUCUAGAAAUUAUUACCGUUUUAUCCCUAAUUCUGUCCUAUAAAUAUAUGACUUUGGUUAUUAAUGAAACACACAUAAAUCUAUUGACUUCUCUUUAUUCUCUUCUCUUUUCACAACACUAAUACAUUUGUUAUAUGUACCAUUACUAUAAGUUGAUAAAAUAUACGUCUGCCUCCAUAUUCCCUGUAUGUCACGGUAGAGAUAGUAGUGACCUACAUUUUGGGUAUUUGUAAGAGCAGUUUCAAGGGAUUUGCUUUUGACCAUUGAAUUUUGAACCUUGGAGGUUUCCCAUGUGAGGAAAAUGUUGGCAUUUGGUCCUACAUGAUAAUAUUCAAGAUGGAACUCUAGAAGACAUUGACAAAAUUUAUCAAAGUGUUGAAUCUUGUUCCCUGAAUUUUGGCAUCUUGUUUAGAGGUGUCAAAAAGAAUCGAAUAGCUAGAAAACCCCACCCAACCGUGCUCCAGCCGGUAGCCAUACUCUUGGCUGUGUUGGUCGUGCAUCGGUGCAUGCCCACCCAGCUCGGCACAAGAUAUUCACUUCAACUCGUCAAAAAAUAUAGGACGCAUCAUCAACAUGACACAUCCAUCCCAAAACAUCCAAACUAUUUCCCAUUACUCACAAACUUAAAAAUUUAGGCAACAUCAAGUCUCCACCCGAAAUAUUCAUUUUUUUUUUCUGGAAUUCAUUUGUCCUUUCUAUAUUUAAGUUAGAUAUUUUAGUCUCUUAUAGUAUGUGUCUGAAUCUAUAUUGCCUGUAUUUAUAGGUUACAUCAUCAUCAUUAUUAUUAUUUUUUCAAUUUAUUAUAGAGAUAAAUUUCGUUACAUUUUUUUUCGUACAUAAAUUUAGUUCUGAUAAGUUCUAAGCACACAUAAACAACUUCCAUAGUAAUCCUCCUUGCCAUAAAAUAAACUCGUUUAUAAAACAAAAAGUGAUUCCAGUAGUAGAAGAAAAUAAAAACAAAAGAUGCCAAAUGCUAAAAUAAUGUCAGGUCAAUAAACUAUAGGACACUUGCUCAUCACAUGCCUCAUUAACUCGUGCACGCCAGAAAAAUCAACUAAGCUCCUGGUUUUCAGCAGUCUUUAAGAACCAAGACUAUUGUGUUCGUAUUUUGUUAAAAAAUUACUAAUAAUUUUCUUUCUUUAUCCAAUUAAAAUCAAACUUCAAUUUCCAUCAAAUAUUCAUAAUCACUGUACAUUUGUUAUCCACACAUUUCGUGAACCCACUACUAUUCAUCUUCAAAGGUUAUUUAUAACUUUAGAUGAACAAAGAGGAUGGAGAGAGAGAGAGGGGGGAUGAAGAGUGGUAGAAAAGUUUGUGUAGUUUACUAUCUCUGUAGAAAUGGGCAGCUUGAGCAUCCUCAUUUCAUGGAGGUUUCACUCUCUUCUCCAGAUGGUCUUUAUCUUAGAGAUGUGAUAAGCAGAUUGUAUUUACUCAGAGGAAAGAACAUGGCUUACAUGUAUUCCUGGUCUUCAAAACGAAGCUACAAGAAUGGAUAUGUAUGGCAUGACUUAUCUGAAGACGACAUGUUACAACCCACUAAUGGUAACGACUACAUUCUGAAAGGAUCCGAGCUUCAUCAAAGCUCUUCCACAUUGCAGUCAAAAGCCCUGAGUUCAAUCUCCGUUUCUGCAAAAAGGAAGAAAAAUCAGUCAUGGAGCUCAUUUGAAAACCCUCAAGAGCAGGACAACUAUAAUUACAGGGUAAUCUAUAAAUCUGAAUCUAGCCGAGAACUUGGUAGGAAGUUUGAUGCUGCAACACAGACGGAGGACACAACAGGGAGAAGGAGGAGAAGCACAAACAUGAAACAAGUGGAGGAGAAAAAGACUGUAGAGACGAUCAGCUCAAACAGUUUGAACUAUGAAAAUGGAAACAGAGAAUAUCAAAGUGCUGAUAAUGGAAAAAUGAAGGCUUCUCAAGUUUUUAUGAAGUUGAUUACUUGUGGAUCAUCUUUCACUAUUAGUAGACACAUAUAACAAUGAUACUUGAAAUAAUAUAUAGAGUUGCCUCCUACAAAUGCAUGUCCUCAACUUAAUACCAAAAUCAUUAUCUUCUAGUCUUAUGUAUGACUUUAACAUUGAGUUUGUCUUAAAGAGUUUCCUACCACUACUGAUGGUCCCUGUGUUGCUUCAA